Messenger RNA from Heteronotia binoei (common prickly gecko), 1007 nucleotides. It is a transcript of the gene C14H16orf78, whose product is annotated as chromosome 14 C16orf78 homolog. The transcript is spliced from 5 exons. Bases 117 to 974 code for a protein of 285 amino acids. The record is from RefSeq and is a predicted model, not a curated record. Lineage: Eukaryota; Metazoa; Chordata; Lepidosauria; Squamata; Gekkonidae.
GGAACCAUGCAGGUCUCCGCCAUCCACAGUUAGGAUAUCUUUCUGGGUGCGGAGCCCCAUAACCUGUAUCUUCUCUCUUCCUAAUGAUGGAUUCCAGUUGAAAGUCAACAGGAAAUAUGGAUUGGCUUGAUAACAAACGAGCAAAAGCCCUUAGGGUCUCCAACGACAGGGAGACAUUUCAGUUGAAAAAGAUCAGGCGAUCCCUCGACUCAAUGAAGACCAUGAAUGAUAAUCUGCUGAAGCAAGAGGAACGAAAGGUGAAGCGGUGGCUGAAGAAGCAAGGACAGGCAUCGGGCAGCUACCCUGAGUCAAGCCAUGGGACGCGACCAGCCUCUGGAAAAGAAUCCUUCGAUAUAACCUGGAGUCAAUUUGGCAACCAUCUGCCCAACUUUGUCAGUUUCCUGAGACUACCCACAAAAAGGCCAAGUUAUGACCGAAAGAAUUCCAAAGAUCUCACACCCUUCAGUGGAAAUGAUUUGCCUGUCCAGACCCUCUUGGCCAGGAACACCUUUGGUCCCCGGAACAGCAUGGGCAACACAUUCCCACCGAGCAGAGACUCCAGGAAGGGAAGCAGCCCCAGACAGUCCAGCUUGGAGAACAGCGUAUCCCUCCAAGAAGCCAUGGCCUUGUUUCCUUCCUUGCAAAGGCUAUCAACCAAAGGAGACAGGCUCUCCUUUUCAAAGCCACCACUUCAUAACUCAGUCUCGGGGUUCCCCGCACUGCAGAAAAAGCUCAAGACAAUGCUUGAGAAGGCUCGGGGAGACGAGAUGUUUAAGCCACCAGAACCGUUGGCUCAAAUUCGGCCUGAAGAAAUUUUGAGCUGCAGGUACCUGCGUCUCUCUCAGAGCAACAUCGAGACUUUGGUGAGCCUCUGCAAAGAAUCCGGCAUUGACAUCGACAUCCAUCCUCACAUGAAAGAAUCGGAAAUCAACAUCACCACGGUGCUCUCCUCAAAUCCCAGUCGGACAUUCUAGGUGGCCUGGUUUUGCCCCAUUAAAACCAUGUGG